AAAAUGUCUGCCUCCUAGGAUGGAGUAAAUCUUUCUCGAGUUUCAACGUUCAUACUUUAACGGUAUGAGUGAUUUUGAUUCUAUUUCAAUUUGCGCUGUGAUUGCUGUAGUGUAUUAUGAAAAUAAAUCUGUUAUCUCUGAUAUAUAUUGCUUUGUUGACAAAGUCCCUAACAAAUGCACUAGUUUGCAGCUUCUUCGGCCAUGCUUGUAAAUAUGCUAACGUUCGUUAGCUAGCUAACUAGCCGUGUUAGCAGUUGAUGGGAAAUUAGCCGCCGUAAUAACUGUAAUGUACCUCUAAGGUAGCUGGUAUUAUACCAUUGUAUUUACCCUUACCGCCUUUUACUCCUACUGUAUGCUAGUGGUUAAAUACUAGCAAACUACCUAGCUAAUAUUGUGGAUCAACCUUACUUAGCCGAGGAACGCUCAACUCCGUUCUCUUAUAUCGAGGCGGAGUUGAAUUUUUAACUGGUUGCGGGAUUUUCUAGCAACAACACUUUAAUCACCAUCAAUCUAUUCUUGUAAAAACUCAAUUCUGAAAAGGUUUACCUGAAAUUCAUACUUGUAAUAAAAACGUUUAUGGAAUACAAACAUCUCAUUUGUGUUGCGCAACUCAGCGCGAAUUUGCAUGUGCCAAUUGAAUCUCCUCUGACGUAGUAAGUAGUACCAGCAACACAAAUGAGGAAAAGGUAGGUGGUUGUAUUCGAUAGGUUGUUAUUAAAAUUAUGAAUUUCAGCGCCCCACGGAAGGACCGCAGUUGUACAGGACUAACAUAGGUUCAGGUAACCGUUUUCAGAAUCGACUGAUGGUUACUCAACGUUGUUGCUAGCAAAUCCAUCGACCAGUUAUCAAAACUCAACUCCAACUCGAUAUAAGACAAUGGAGUUGAGCGUUCCUCAGCUAGAUCUAGCUAUGGUAGCUAGGUAUCACCCACAGACUGAAAGAAGAAAAAACACUGUAUUUAGCUAUCCCUUUCUGUGCACUCACUCUUCUGCCCAUAACUGCGUCAUCCACAGAUGUCAUCAACCGACACACAGCAAGCAACAAUGCCAGAUGUUAUGAAGACAGAGACGAUCCCCAAGGAUCUAAAUAAACAGAACAUGUCAGAACUCCUAAAGAAUGACAAUAAGCCAGUGCUUCCGAUAAAAGACAAGAAACCAGGGCUUCUGACAAAAGACAAUAAUCCUGCGGUUCUAAAGAAGAAAAAGAAGAAGAAGCCUGAGAUUCCGAGAAGGAAGAAGAAACCAGAUGAUCCCAGUAAGCCAGUUCCAUUAAACCUGAACAACGAGGUGGUGAGGAUGAGGAAGGAGGUGAAGAGGGUGAGGGCACUGGUCAUCAGGAAGCUGACCAGGCAGAUAGCAGGUCUGAAGAAGAAGAAAGGGAAGGAGGAAGAUCUGGAGAGGAACCGGAGGAGGGUAGGAAGACUGCUGGAGGAAAUCCAUGAGAUGAAGACACUCAAACCUGAUCCGGUGAGUGCUUCUUCUUCGCUAAUUACAUCUCACCUACAUUAUUAUUACUUCCUUAUUUGGAAUACUGCAUGCUCACAUUUAGUACAUUAAUUCACUUAAUUCCCAAGCCAUUGUAUAUGUGUUUAUACACAUUGCUGGUGGAAGGAGUGAGUUCCUUUCAUGCAAUGUAAUGUAAAGCUUUUUUUACUUUGAGUAAAGUAUCCUGAUAAGUAUUAAUUUAUCAGAAAAGUACAAACUCUUUAGUGCAGUGUACUUCAGUGUACUUUACAUAUCAGAUACAUGUUUAAUUUUUUACUUAAUUGGAAGUUGAAUACUGCAGUGAAUAUUUAGGUUUAGUGCAUGUAUUCAUGUCAGUCCCAGACCAUUGCAAAUGAACAGUCCCAAAACCAGAUCAUAAUAAUUACUGUUGUUUAUUGUUAUUUCUAGGUGACCAAGGCUGCCCUCCAGAAGAACCUGAGUUUUGAGUUUGUCUGUAAGAACCCAAAGGCCACCAUCUCUGACCGAGCUGUAGCCCGUAUCGCCACUCACCCCCAGUUCAGCAAGAAGAUAGACACCAUCAAAGCUGCCAUCAAAGCCUUCAAGGAUGAAAGGAUGACAGUGGAGAAAGGAGAGAAGAAAGGAACGGUUAAAAAACAGCCUUCAGAGGUGGUAGAGGUGAUCGAGCAGCCGGAGGACAGUGAUGGGAGGAGGGGUGGAAGAGGGGAAGGGAGAGGUAGAGGGAGAUGAAGACGAGAUAGAUGAGGAGGAAGAUGGAACACCUGUGGAGAGUCUAACGGUUGAUGAACCAGCUGUUAUAGAAAAGCAACCUGUUGAUAAGACUGUUAGGGUUACAGAAGAAGAAACUUCCCCAUUAGAGAAUAAAGAGUCCCCCAUAGCGAGUACAGUAUCUGACCCUCAGCCCAAGGAGAUGUCAGAGGCUGAUAAGACUCUGACAGACUCAUCCACUCCCUUCACAAUAGAGGCACCACAAAUAGUACCUACACAGAACAUAGCGACCAUGAAAAACACACCACAGAAGCAAGUAACCCAGAAACUCACAAAGGACACUCCAGCCACUCAGAAGACUCAAGACCCCAAACCCCAGAAAGACUCUAAACCUCAAAACAAGGAGGAGGACAAAGAAGAAGGAGAAGAGGAGGAUGAUGAGGAAGAGGAAAGCGACUUGGAGUCUUCGGAAGAUGAGGAAAGCGACUUGGAGUCUUCGGAAGACGGAGAGAAGGAGUAUUUUGACGACAGCACGGAGGAGCGUUUCCGUAAGCAGUCCUCCCAGUCGGAUGAGAGCGACAACGACGACUUCUUCCUGGGGAAAGUCACCAAAUUCAAGAAGAAGAAGAGUGACACGGCUACAGCGCCACCAGGAGGAGGGGAGGGGAAGAGCAGCGUGCUGGGGAAAAACCCACUGCUGGAACCACUGGAGAGCUUAGAACCACACCAGACAGAACUGGAUGAACUGGAGUCCAGGUUGAACUCCAGGGGGAAGUCUGUCUUCUGCUCCAGCCUGUCUGGUUCCAGAGGUGGCAGGGGUGGAGGCAGGGGUGGAGGUAGAGGUGGUGGCAGGGGUGGAGGCAGGGGUGGAGGUAGAGGUGGAGGCAGGGGUAUGGGCCGAGGAGGGGACUUCAAGAACCGGGGAAGAGGGGGACAUGAUAGGGGUUCUGGAAGGGGAAGGGGAGACUUUGGCCGGCAACAGGAACGCAGAGGGAUCUCCUCCACCCCUUCAUCUCAGCCACCACAGCAGGCUCUGCACCCAUCAUGGGAGGCCAGUAAGAAGAGGAAGGAGCAGCAGACUGUGAUAGUGGCCUUCCAGGGAAAGAAGAUCAAGUUUGAUGAUGAUUGA
Messenger RNA from Coregonus sp. 'balchen', 3300 nucleotides. Lineage: Eukaryota; Metazoa; Chordata; Actinopteri; Salmoniformes; Salmonidae. The record is from the annotation of a GenBank genome assembly.